Messenger RNA from Sinocyclocheilus anshuiensis, 9393 nucleotides. RefSeq names its product neural-cadherin-like. The transcript has 31 exons. Gene Ontology annotation, molecular function: calcium ion binding; beta-catenin binding; cadherin binding. The coding region runs from base 1 to 7506 and encodes 2501 amino acids. Gene Ontology annotation, cellular component: catenin complex; plasma membrane; adherens junction. Lineage: Eukaryota; Metazoa; Chordata; Actinopteri; Cypriniformes; Cyprinidae. The record is from RefSeq and is a predicted model, not a curated record. Gene Ontology annotation, biological process: cell morphogenesis; calcium-dependent cell-cell adhesion; homophilic cell-cell adhesion.
AUGAGUGUGGAAAUCUCUACAUUUACAGGUUCAGACUGGUAUACAGUGAGGGUGGAUUUGACGGUGAUGGAUGUCAAUGAUAAUGCCCCAGAAUGGAUGAUGGUCCCUUUCCCCUACCUGAGUGUGGUCUCUGCUAAUGCCCCACCAAACACACUGGUCUACAAGCUUCAAGCCAGAGAUGGUGAUGAGGGCAUCAAUGGAGAGGUGGAAUACUUCCUGUCUGAUGGAGGUGACAGGAGAUUUGAGGUGGACAGGAAGAACGGUCAUGUGCGGAUGACAGGCCUCCCCCUGCAAAGAGACAGAGAAUACCUACUCACAGUGGUGGCUGUUGAUCGGCAGGGCAGCCGCAGUCCUCCCGCUGUAGUGUCUAUCAUCGCAGGCCCAAGAGCUCCUCAGUUCACCAACGUGUCUUAUACAAUUUCCAUACCAGAAAACACACCAGAAGGGCAACCCUUCCUAGUCACUCCAGCAGUGUCCUUCCAAAAACAGCUUGUAACUUACAGCCUGCUCAUCAAUCCUAGCAGUCUUUUCAGCAUCCAGCCAGAGACGGGGGAGAUCAGUCUGACCCGUACUAUAGACUAUGAGAGUGACCAGCACCGCUACCUGCUGCUGGUGCGGGCCAGUGAGAAUCAGCACAGUCUCAGUAGUGCUGCUGAGGUGCGAGUGAUCAUCACAGAUGAGAAUGACUGUGUUCCUGAGUUCCAGCAGUCCAUUUAUAGCAAAGACGGUGUCCCUGAGACAGUCACGACUGCAACAUCGCUUCUGCAGGUAUCAGCCAGUGAUUGUGAUUCGGAGCAGAAUGCAGAGAUCACAUACUACACGCUUAGUCCAGAUUUCAUCAUUUCAGCCCAUGGCACCAUAUUCCCGGCAGGCCCUCUGGAUUACGAGAGGCCCAACCACCUGUAUGAAUUCGUAGUGAUGGCGGUGGAUAAGGGUGAGGUGUCCCGCACUGGCACGGCCACUGUGCGUCUUCGUAUGGCCAAUGUCAACGACGAGCCUCCAGAGUUCUCGCAGCCUGUGUAUCAGACCUUUGUCUCUGAGGACGCAGGGCCCAACACUCUGGUUGCAACAGUCCUGGCCAAGGACCCAGAUGGAGAUGGGAUCACAUACAAAAUUACAGCAGGCAAUGAAGGCGGCAACUUUGUCAUCGACAGUCAGAAAGGAUUGAUCCGUCUCCGCUCCAGUCCAUCUCCUAGACUUCAGGGACUAAAGUACAUCCUGAACGUAACGGCAACAGAUGAUAACGCCUCCGGUGGGCCGCAGUCACUCUCCGCCAUUGCCCAGGUCAUUGUAGGAGUAGACGAUGUGAACAACAACAAACCUCUGUUUGAAAAGUGUGCUGAGUAUAAAGACAAGGCAUCAGUUCUGGAAAAUAAGCCAGCGGGAACAUUUGUGCUGCAGGUCCAUGCAGAUGAUGCUGAUGAAGGAGCCAAUGGAAAAGUCACAUAUGGUUUUAUGCAUAAAGACAGCACUGUUCCUGCCUUCAGCAUUGAUCCAGAAACAGGUGUUAUCGUAACUGCUAUGACGUUUGAUCGGGAGAGGCAGAGAGAGUAUGCAGUAACAGUGACGGCCACGGACCAAGCGGAGGACCCCCUCAUAGGCAUCUGCCAGCUCAACAUUCUUAUCCUCGACGAGAAUGACAACAGCCCCAAAUUUGAGAACCUGCGCUACGAAUACUUCUUACGUGAGGACACCAUGAUCGGGACCAGUUUUCUGCGAGUGGCUGCACAUGAUGAUGAUUACAGCUCUUACGCGGCCAUCACUUACUCCAUGUCCGAGGAGCAGCCGGAGUAUCUACGAGUGAAUCCACUCACUGGCUGGAUCUACGUAAAUCAGCCAAUCUCGCAGAGGACCUACAUCAGCAGGCAGAUCAUCGCUACAGAUGGAGGGAAUCAGAGCAGUUCAGUCGAGCUGGCAGUCACCAUCACUAACGUGAAGAACCAGCCUCCACAGUGGGAGAAGGACACAUAUGAGGUCGUCAUACCUGAAAACACUGUCAGAGACACUCCAGUUGUGACUAUCAAGGCCACCUCUCCGCUGGGCGACCCGAGGGUGACUUAUAACUUGGAGGAUGGAUUGGUGCCAGAGAGCAACAUGCCUGUUCGUUUUUACCUAACCCCGAAUCGUGAAGAUGGCUCUGCCUCUAUACUUGUCGCAGAGCCCUUGGACUAUGAGAUAACACGCAACUUCAUGCUUAGGGUUCGAGCUCAGAACGUGGCUCCUGUUCCCCUGGCUGCCUUCACUACUGUUCACAUAAACAUCACAGAUGUCAAUGACAACGUUCCAUUCUUCACCUCCUCCAUAUGCGAGGCAUCUGUGACUGAAGGGGCCGAAAUUGGGACUCUAGUUCUCCAAGUGUCAGCUAAUGAUCUUGACCUGGGACUGAAUGGGAAGAUCUCAUACUCCCUACUGAAUGACCGUAGUGGAGACUAUCAGUACUUCCGCAUUGAUCCUGAGCUGGGCACCAUCUACACAGAGGCUGUGUUUGAUCGAGAGACCAAGGGAUCUUACCUUUUGGAAGUGAAGUCAGUAGAUGGCUGGGAAUCAUCCAGGCCAGGAAAGCAUGGACAGCCUAACUCAGAUACUGCGUAUGUGCGUAUUUUCAUCAGCGACGUGAACGAUAACAAGCCGGUGUUUGCGCAGUCUGUGUAUGAAGUUGACGUGGAUGAGGAUGCUGACGUGGGCUCCACCAUCCUCACAGUCAGCGCUAAUGAUGAAGAUGAAGGUGCUAACGCCAAGUUACGCUACCAGAUUACAUCAGGCAAUGUGGGAGGUGUUUUUGACAUGGAGCCCGAGGUGGGAACCAUCUUCAUUGCCCAGCCAUUGGACUAUGAACAGAACAAGCUCUAUAAGUUGCACAUCUUGGCCUCCGAUGGGAAGUGGGAAGAUUACGCUACUGUAAUAGUGACUAUUGUGAAUAAGAACGAUGAGGCACCUGUGUUCUCUGUGAACGAGUACUACGGCAGUGUGACAGAGGAGAUGGACGGUUCUCCUGUCUUUGUGUUGAAGGUAACAGCAUCUGACCCAGAUAACGAUGCUGACCAGGAGGCUUUGAGAUAUUCCCUUCAUGGUCAAGGUGCUGAGAGCGAGUUCAUCAUUGACGAGGUCACGGGGAAGAUAUAUGCUCAGAGAACAUUAGACCGUGAGGCCCGGGCAGUGUGGCGUUUUGUGGUCCUGGCCACAGAUGAGGGUGGCGAGGGACUAACGGGUUUCACCGAUGUCAUUAUCAAUGUGUGGGACAUAAACGACAACGCUCCUAUUUUUGCUUGUGCUCCAGACAGUUGCCAUGGUGACGUAUCUGAGAACUCCCCGCCUGGCACUUCCGUCAUGGAGAUGACAGCCACUGAUCUAGAUGAUGCGGCUGUCGGACAAAACGCAAUGCUGGCCUAUAGAAUUGUGGGUAACGCUGCCCUAAAUGGAGCUAACAGCGGAGCAGAUGUGUUCAGCAUCAAUCCCGCUACUGGGACUGUUUCAGUGGCAAUGUCUGGCCUAGACAGGGAACAGACUGAUUCGUACGUCUUGGUGGUUGAAGCACGAGAUGGUGGAGGUAUGAUAGGAACGGCUACCGCGACUAUACACGUGACGGACAUCAAUGACCACGUCCCACGUUUCCUGGACCGCACGUGCUCCGUACGCAUCCCUGAGAGCAGUGAGCCCAACACGCUGAUCAUAGAGCUUGCCGCAGAGGAUGCGGAUGCUGGAGAGAAUGGCCAGCUGACCUUCAGUGUGGUGGCCGGUGAUCCCGAACAGAAGUUUUACAUGGUGAGUCAUCGACAGGAGCAACGCGGGACCCUUCGUCUCAAGAAGCAUUUGGAUUACGAAAGACCAGGUGAGCAACGCUUCAACCUCACCAUAAAAGUGGAAGAUAUGCAGUACUCCAGCCUGCUGCACUGCACUCUUGAGAUCGAAGACUGCAACGACCACAUGCCAGUCUUCAUUCCUCACUUUAUACAGCUUCCAGCCGUACGAGAGGAUGUCGCUCCAGGAACUAACGUGGCGAGUGUGGCUGCCAGUGAUUUGGACUCGGGGUUGAAUCGUGAGAUCACUUAUAGCAUUGCUUCAGAGUCUGAUCCUUACCAUCUGUUUUCUGUGGACCAGUCAGGGUUGGUCACUGUGGCUAGUGAGCUGGACCGGGAAAAGGUCGCACAGCAUCAUUUGGUUAUACUUGCGACAGACCACGGCACGCCACCGUUGACUGGCACCGCAACUAUCCAGAUGGCUCUGCUGGAUGUCAACGACAACGGCCCUGAGUUUGAGGCUGCAUACGCACCAAUAGUGUGGGAGAACGUUUUGGGCCCACAGGUUGUGCGGCUUAACCAGAGCUCCACAUUACUAAAAGCCGUGGACCGAGAUUCAGAGGAGAAUGGCAGAAUGCUUUUUUUUUUAAUGACAGGGAGAAUGCCAACCAGUGUACUGGGGAAGGUUUACUCACCAGAUCCAGAUGACUGGGAUAACAAGACGUAUGCCUUCGAGGGACAUGUUCCUAAUUAUUUUAUCCUGAACAAGCGGACAGGGUUCCUCAUCCUAAAGGAGAACACUCCUCCUGGGAGUUAUGACUUUCAGGUUCGAGUGUCAGAUGGGCUGUGGCCGGAUGCCAUCUCUAGCGUGAAGGUGAAUGCGAGAGAGCUACGGGACGAUGCCAUCUACAACUCAGCCUCUCUGAGAUUAGCAGACAUCUCCGCCACAGAGUUCAUGGAACGUCGUGGCAGUCUGAAGAGCAGGUACGAGCUGCUGGGCGACUUCCUGUCAGACAUGCUGUCUGUGGGGGCAGACGACAUCAACAUUUUCAGUCUGGUGGAAGUGCAGCACAGGACUCUGGAUGUGAGGUUCUCCGUUCACAGCGCGCCGUUCCUCAGGGCCGAGAAAGUCCAUGGAUACCUUGCAGCUCAUAAACAAAAACUCCAGUCUUUUCUUCAAGUCAACGUGACCCAGGUUCAUGUAGAUGAGUGUGUGGAUGCUGACUGUCGGGGAGGAGGGGGCUGCACCAGCUAUCUGAGCGUGACUGACAAGCCGGCAGUGGUUGACUCGGGCAGCAUGGCUCUGGUGUCAGUGACUGUGGAAGCCACAGCUGUCUGCAGCUGCUCAGCACGUGAAAACCUCCACCAGAGCUGCUCCGUCUAUCCCAGAACCCCCUGCCACAACGGAGGAGUCUGUGUGGACACGCAGAGUGGAUACAGAUGCCAGUGCCCGGCUCAGUUUGAGGGACCCGAGUGCCAGCAGACAAAACACAGUUUCCAUGGCAACGGCUAUGCUUGGUUUCCCCCUAUAAGGCCAUGCUUCGAGAGCCACCUCUCGCUGGAGUUCAUCACAGAGGUGGCAGAUGGCUUGCUGCUCUACAGCGGACCCCUCUCCCAGCUUCAGCCGUGGGAGCCGGAGGACUUUAUGGCCAUAGAACUGAUCGACGGCACCCCCACCCUGAAAAUUAACCACGGCUCGGGUACAUUGGUCCUGCAGUUGCCGGGCAACGUUUAUGUAGCGGACAGACGGUGGCACAGACUGGACGUGAGGAGCAACAGCAAAGAAGUUCGUUUUACACUUGACCGCUGCGCAGGAGCCACUAUCAUGGAGAUGGAGGGAGUGGGCAGCUGGCUAACUACUGAAGACCACACUUCCUGUGAAGUUACUGGCGUCACACCGAACAUGGACAAGCAUUUGAACGUGACACAGGUGCUUCAGCUAGGAGGAGUGAAUGAGAACCUGCCGUAUAUCUACCCACAACUACAACACAAGCACUUUACUGGCUGUAUCCGAAACCUCAUUGUGGACAGCAAGUUUUAUGACCUCGGUUCACCGGCUGACUCCUCUGGCAGUGCUCCGGGUUGUCUGAUGACAGACAAUAGUUGUGUGAACAUGGGGUUUCCUUCCUGCGGGACCCGGGGGCGCUGCCAUGGAGAGUGGGGUUCCUUCAGCUGUCAGUGCAUACCUGGGUACAGCGGGUAUCAGUGUGAAAAGGAGGUCCCUGAGUAUUCUUUUGAUGGACGGAGUCACAUACACUUUCAGCUGGCCUUCACUCUCCCAGCCAGACACACACAGGUUCAGGUCCUAGUUCGGACACGCAAACACAGCAGCUCUAUCCUCAGCCUGCUGUCUAAAGAACAGAAUGAAUAUCUCAAACUGGAGAUCUAUCAGGGUCUUUUAAGUGUCUUCUACAACCUCGGUGAUGGGGACUUCAACUUGACAAUGCCGUCUUAUCGUUUAGACAACGGAGAGUGGCAUGACAUUUACUUAGAUCGGCAUGACAAUGAGAUGACCCUGCGCCUGGACGGCGGGGGAGGACAGCGAGAGGUCACGGGAUCGCCGGGUCACAGUCGGGAGAUUGUUAUUGAUCCUGCUGUGGUGAUGCUGGGCAACUCAUUCCCCUCAGGACACAACAAGAGCUUCCAAGGCUGUAUGCGGGACUUGAGACUCAACGGGCGGUUUAUUCCUCUGGACAGUCAGGCCAGAGAGGGGGUGUCGGUGGUCAGUUCUCAAGGUGUCUCUCUGGGUUGUUCCUCUGACUCCUGCCGGAAAAACCAAUGUAGCCCCCCCUUUACCUGCGUGGACCUGUGGAGAAUCCAUGAAUGCAGGUGUCCCCCAGGUCACAUGGUCAAGGCAAACUCCACUGACAAAUUCUGCGUGUACACGCUCUGUGCCAGCCGCCCGUGUCAUAAGGGUACUUGUAUGGCACAGUCUCCCUCUAAGUUCACAUGCCACUGUCCAGAGGGCUACCGCGGACUUCACUGCGAGGUGACACUGGCCAUCUACAGAGACGACGUGGGUCUCAGUUUCAGCUCCCUCUUUGCCAUAUGCAUCUGCUUUAUGGCCCUACUAGUGCUGCUGUUGGGGAUUUUCCUGUACACGCGCUGGCGGAGCUAUAAGGGGCUGAAGGAGGGCGUGUAUCACGUGUCUGCCCACCAUGACGGAUGGGAGGACAUCCGAGAGAACGUGCUCAACUACGACGAGGAGGGCGGCGGGGAGGAGGAUCAGAACGCCUAUGACAUGGCAGAGCUCCAGAAGUCCCUGCAGCCCAGCCCGGCCCAGUCGGUGCAGUACAGCCGAUCGCUAGCCAUUCACCACCACCCUCCCUCCCAACAGCAACACUUUUGCCAGCCUGACCCCUCCUCCAGAGCGGCUACGGCCACCACCACCUCCUCCAUCUCCUCAGGAACCGCCACCAUCCGUAGGGACGUACCCCCCUGCUGCUCUCCGGCUCAAGGCCAGACUGCGAAUCCCAGCCGAGCGGCCCAGCUGGCCCGCAAGAGCUUGUCGUUCUCCAGCCAGGACCUGGCCCGCUACCUGUGUGAAAUUAUCCGUGAUGCCGACCAGCACCCGGAGACGGCGCCCUUUGACUCCCUGCAGGUCUUCUCCACGGAGGGGGGCGGCUCGCUGGCCGGGUCACUGAGUUCCUUCAGCUCUGCUGGGCUGGAAGAGGGAACGGCGGCAGGUCACGAGUGUUUGAAAGAGUGGGGGCCGCGCUUUGAGAAGCUGAAAGCCCUCUAUGAGCGGGCCGAGGGCAGCGACCUCUAAAGAACUGCCAGGAAGAGUUCCUGCAGUGCGAGGAGAGGAGGGAGACCACUAAGGACUUGUCUAAAAACCAGAGGGAUUUUUCUUAUGCCAAAAAUCCCUACGCUUUGGCUUUCUCUGGCGAGUGACAUUUGGGACUCCCAAUGAGCAGCACAUGGGAAGUGCUAAUCCAGGGCACAGCAAGUUGUGGUCAUGGCAAUUUUUAAACCCAAAGCGGCAUCUUUAUUAAAGUGACUUGUGGAUGACAAUGAUUUUAGUGGAACCAUUUGUUGUCUUUGGGACCGACACUGGCGGAGCGCUUUGGACGUGUUCUAUGUCUGUAUGGUCUAUAUGUUCUUAAAUAAAAGUAAGACAGGAAGAAAAAUAAACUGCCGUGCUCAGAUGCGACUAGGAGGGGGGUUGGCCUUCUCCUUUUAUGGGCCACUUUCUGAAAUCAGUUCGCCGCAUGUUCUGUCAGAGUGGCCACUUGUGUUCAUCAAUCAUAACUUCAUAGUUGGAUACUGUUGAUUUUUUUUCUAUUUGCUCAGCCUUCCGCUUAGAUUUUAUUCACUCGGAUGCGAGGAUGAAAGAGGAAGUCUGCGGGAAAAAAACUGAAGAUGUGUGAAAAACACAGAGGAAAAUGAAACACAAAGCAGCUUUAUUGUUUGGCAUUUUAGGAGACAUUCCUUGGGAAUACAAAUUAUGUCCUCUCUUUCUAGCCAAAAAGGAGUGAAGGAACGGCUGGAAUACAAAUGUGGCUGAGUGGCUGGCAUGAGAUGGAAGUUUUCUGUAACUGAAAACUCUCUUGACUCUCACGCUUUACUGAGCGGUAGCAAUCAGAGUCUGCCAAACUAAAGGAUAGUCAUUAAGACAAAUGAACAAAUGUGUGUGUUGUUCCAUGUGAUCAACUCAAACAUGAUAUCGAGCUCUGCUGGAGGUGCUUUCAGCACUGGAAUGAGCUUACAGACCAGUUUGCUUCCUCCCGACAGUAUCAUAUUAUUAACCAAACCAGCUUACCCGACCAUAUCGUCAUUUCCUGUUCUACUAUAAAUAACUCCUUGUAUCCCAUCACAUUAUUCGGCACUGCAGUGAAAGAAAUGGGCCUCGGCACCAGGUGCAUUUAGGGCGUGGCGGUCCAGCGGUUUCAGAGCCUGAGCACCUCCCAUGUAACAUGUUUUAUGAGGCUGCAUGGGGUGAAGGAAAAGCAAGGUAAGCUUGUGUGUGCAAAUGGAAUAACUAAAAGUCUCCCGCCGUGAGGCCUCAAAUGCCAACCUUGUAUUUUAUGCAUUUUAAGGCAGUUUUUUGCCCUCCUUUUAUCAUUUCAGUUAUUUAUUUAUUUAUAUUUUUCUGGAGAAUGCCGUAUGUGGAGCAUGACAGGCUGGCUGAGGAGAGUGCAGCGAGUAGGAGUGUGUUAAAAGACAUCAGAGUGCUAAUCCUAAUGUGAACUGAUCGCUCACUGUCAUGCUGUGAACCAAAGGAUCAGGGGAGUUGGAAAACUCGAUGGAGAAGUCGUCACUCUUAUUAAGGAUCUUAAAAAGUGCCAAUAUUUCCAAAGGCAGUAACAAGAGAAUAAUAAAAAAAAAAAAAGGUUCAAGUUGAAGCUAAGAAAUAUAGCUGGAAGUGCAAUGCUUGCUAUUUCAUAGAGUUCAAAAGAGGCCAAGGGGAUUGGCGCUUGGAGUCAUCCUUGUAAGGGGAUUGGGGAGGAUCCAGUGUGAGGUGAGAGUAUUCAUGAAUGAAGCAUGAUGGGCUCUGUCUUUGAAUCACAGAUAUCCUUAUCUUACAAAACCAAUUCCUCUUCGAUUUUGAACCAAUGCCACCUGUUUAUUUGUGUGGUGAAUAUAUACAGUACUCUAUUUUGUGAAACAAUGUUUUUACCUCAUUUGUGCAUAUCAAAACAGAAGCAAUUGCUUU